AUGGAACAAGCAUGGCAGCAAAUAUCACGUCGUCGACGUGGCAAUUGUCGUCAUCAGGUUUCUAAAGUGCAAUUUGAUGCAUUGAAUGGAUCAACAAUCGCUUCAAAUGGUGGUGAAGAGAUGGUGGAACCAGUACCCGAAGUCUCCAAAGUGAAGCAAUUGCAGAUCAUUCAACGCGUUCGAGCCAUUGCCGACGUCUUACGCGACUCGUUGUUGAUCAAAGAUACACGGCGUGUGAUUGUCGAUCACUUCAAUCCGACUGCAACGAAGACAUUAGUGUUUGACGAAGAGACGGGAGGAGCUGAUGAAGAAGAUGAGACUUUCGAGCCGCUGAUGUUGAUAGGCUACGGACUUGGGAGUUUCUGCGCAUCGUCUAAUGCUGUGCAUCAAUUAGGUUUCCUCAUAGCACUGAAACGAGCUCUGGACGAAACAUGUUACUCGACUGAAGACGCUAACGUUUCCAAGAUAUCAGGCAAGAUUCAGCACGGUGUUGAGAUUUUUGACCCAGCCAUGAACAAGAGUGACGCUGUCAUUGCUGAGCAUUUCAAGCUAAAAGUAAUCGAGGAGAAUGAGCAUGCACGGCGACAAGUCGUUUGCAAUACGGCGUUUUUCAUGCCUCACUGUGGAAAGGCUCUUUAUCAAAAUGUCCUCGCUUGCAAUUGGGGUCCUGCUAUGACGAAGUUGGUCAUCAUUGGCAACAGCUUUUCAGCUUACGGAGACCGUAUUUUUUCAGCCGAAGAGCGCAAAAAGCUCUUGCUCGCAAGCUUGGUGCCGUACUUGGAAGAAGUGCGUUUACCGUGCGGUGUCCCCAGGAUCCACAAAGACUUUGCGCUUUAUGAGGCAGCAUUCAACGACCUUAGUGUGCAUCGAUUUCCAUCGGAAUUGCUCGAUGGUGCGCUUAACACUGGAAUGGAUCUUAUCGACAGGAGCUAG
Peronospora belbahrii is the source of this 933-nucleotide messenger RNA. NCBI's taxonomy places the organism in Eukaryota, Oomycota, Peronosporomycetes, Peronosporales, Peronosporaceae. The record is from the annotation of a GenBank genome assembly.